AAUGUUCUUGAUCCAAGGUCUAAUAAAACUGGUUCAGAAGCAACUACUCUUAUUGGGCUCUUUCAAAAGAUUAGCUCCAGAUUUAAGAAAGCUUUUCGUGAAAUAUUGGAGCGGAAGGCUUCUGCACAUCCUUUUGAGAAUGUUCAAUCUAUGCUACCACCAAAUUCGUGGCUUGGGUCAUAUCCUAUCCCUGAUCACAAACGUGAUGCAGCACGGGCAGAGAAUGCACUUACACUUUCUUUUGGAAGUGAGCUGAUUGGCAUGCAAAGGGAUUGGAAUGAAGAGUUACAAUCUUGUCGGGAAUUCCCCCAUACAAACCCCCAGGAAAGGAUACUGCGAGAUAGGGCCCUGUACAAAGUCAGUUCGGACUUUGUAGAUGCUGCAAUUAGUGGUGCUAUUGGAGUUAUCAACAGGUGUAUUCCCCCAAUUAAUCCAACUGAUCCAGAGUGCUUUCAUAUGUACGUUCACAAUAAUAUAUUCUUCAGCUUUGCUGUUGAUGCGGAUCUUGAGCAACUGUCCCGAAAGCAGGGAGCUGAUUCUAAAGUUGAGGGCACAGGCUUAUUACGUAGUUUGUCGGAAAAGACCUCCAACAAUUUGUCACAGGGAGCCUCUGAAGUCUCUAAUGGAGAUGAGCAUGGCGGCCCAGUUGUAGAAGCUGUAAACAUCAACUUGGAUUGUCCUCCUGGAGUGCCUGGUGAAACUCAGUUGGCAGAAAGUGAGCAAGCCACUUAUGCAAGUGCGAAUAAUGACUUGAAAGGCACAAAAUCAUAUCAGGAAGCUGAUGUCCCUGGAUUAUACAACCUUGCUAUGGCGAUAAUUGAUUAUAGAGGUCAUAGAGUGGUGGCACAGAGUGUUUUACCUGGUAUCCUUCAAGGUGACAAAUCAGAUUCCCUCUUAUACGGGUCUGUUGAUAAUGGCAAGAAAAUCUGCUGGAGUGACGAGUUCCAUUCCAAGGUACCAGUGGACCUUAAUUUUUUGUUCACCUUCUUUUUUUCCUUGUAUGGCUUGCACAACAAUUUUAGGAUGUUUGUGGAAAGUAUAAGGUUUAUUAGGAUUACUUGCUGGGUUUGUCAUGAUUCUUUAACUAUCAUACUUUUUUUUUUUCAAAGACAAACCACUAACACAUCUUAUGUGGUUUUCAGGCAUUAUCUGUUGGACUUGAUGAGAGUCACUCCUCGUGAUGCAAAUUAUAGUGGUUCAGGUUCCAGAUUUUGUAUUUUGCGACCUGAAUUGAUAACUGCGUUUUGCCAAGCUGAAGUUGCUGAGAGGUCAAAAUCGAAGUGCGAGUCAGAGGGGGAGGUACCAGUGGCCUCUGAUUCUUCAACGGUAAAUAACACUGAAGAAUUACAAACAACCGAUGGCGUUGCCCCAGCUGAAGUCGACAGUAAUAAGGGAGAAAAAAGUGUGAAGGAUGCUGGUAACAACUGCUGUUCUCACUCGGGAAGAACGGAUACUGAGGAUAUACUUUUCAAUCCUAACGUCUUUACAGAUUUUAAGUUGGCAGGGAGUGAAGAGGAGAUAGUUGCUGACCAAGAACUUGUGAAGAAAGUGAGUUUGUAUCUGAAAGACACUGUGCUUCCGAAGUUUAUUCAAGAUCUCUGCACACUUGAAGUUUCACCCAUGGAUGGGCAAACUUUAACUGAGGCACUCCAUGCGCAUGGAAUUAAUUUGCGCUAUCUGGGAAAAGUGGCUGAGGGGACCAGGAACUUGCCUCAUUUAUGGGAUCUUUGUUCCAAUGAGAUUGUUGUCAGAUGUGCGAAGCACAUACUCAAGGAUGUGCUGAGGGAUGCUGAGGACCAUGAUCUUGCAAACACAAUCUCACAUUUUUGCAACUGUUUGAUUGGAAAUAUUCAAAGUGUAUCUAAUAAAGGUGGCGCCAACAGUGCACUUUCUAAAAACCAAAAGAAGGACCACAUCAGCAACCAGCAAAAGUCGUCCAAACAAGGAAAGCGAAAAAAUGUAGGAUCUGCCAAGAAGAAGCUGUCCUCCUAUUUGAAUAUUACCUCUGAUAGUUUGUGGUCUGAUAUCCAGGAAUUUGCGAAGCUAAAGUAUCAGUUCGAGUUGCCUGAGGAUGCAAAAAUGCUCGUAAAGAAAAUUCCAGUUGUACGCAAUCUUUGUCAGAAGGUAGGUGUGACCGUUGCAGCUCGUAAAUAUGACCUUGUCUCUGCUGCACCUUUUCAAGCAUCAGAUAUUAUGAAUCUCCAACCAGUGGUGAAGCAUUCUAUCCCAGUUAGUUCAGAAGCUAAGGACCUUGUAGAAACAGGGAAGGCUCAAUUAGCUGAGGGUUUGCUUAGUGAGGCCUACACUUUAUUUUCUGAAGCAUUCACAAUACUUCAGCAGGUGACGGGUCCUAUGCACCGUGAGGUUGCCAAUUGUUGUCGCUACCUUGCUAUGGUUCUGUAUCAUGCUGGAGAUAUGGCUGGCGCUAUAAUGCAACAGCACAAGGAACUUAUCAUAAAUGAAAGAUGCCUUGGACUGGACCACCCUGACACUGCGCACAGUUAUGGAAACAUGGCCCUUUUCUACCAUGGUCUUAACCAAACAGAACUUGCAUUGAGGCACAUGUCACGGGCCUUGCUUCUGCUUGGCUUGUCAUCAGGUCCUGAUCAUCCGGAUGUUGCUGCAACAUUUAUAAAUGUUGCGAUGAUGUACCAAGAUAUAGGAAAGAUGGAUACAGCACUUCGUUAUCUCCAAGAAGCAUUGAAAAAGAAUGAACGGUUGCUCGGGGAGGAACAUAUUCAGACUGCUGUUUGUUAUCAUGCUCUGGCAAUUGCAUUCAAUUGUAUGGGUGCUUUCAAGCUCUCACACCAGCAUGAAAAGAAAACUUAUGACAUACUAGCCAAACAGCUCGGAGAGGAGGAUUCAAGGACACGUGAUUCUCAGAACUGGAUGAAAACUUUUAAGAUGCGUGAGAUACAGAUGAAUGCGCAAAAGCAGAAAGGUCAAUCUCUGAAUGUGGCUUCUGCACAGAAGGCUUAUGAUAUUUUGAAGGCUCAUCCUAGCCUGCUACACGCAUUUCAAGCUGCUGCUGGAGGUGCUGGUGUUGGUGGCAUGAACCAAUCAUUAAGUUCUGCAGUACUUGGUGAUGGGCUUCCUCGAGGAAGAGGAGUUGAUGAAAGAGCUGCACGAGCUGCUGCUGAAGUAAGGAAAAAAGCUGUAGCAAGGGGUCUUCUGGUACGUCCCAGUGGUGUUCCUGCAGCGACUUUACCCCCUCUUACCCAGCUACUCAAUGUAAUAAACUCUGGCGCCGCGCCGGAUGCUGCAAAUGCUAAUGAAACUAAUGAAGAAAAGGAAGAAGUGAAUGGCCAUUCUUCUGAUGGACCUGGAGUAGAUGCCCAAGCAGACCAUUCCAAAACACCAGGACAAGAUCAAACUCCUGUUGGUUUAGGAACAGGUUUGGUGGGGUUGGAUGCCAAGAAACAGAAAUCAAAAGGGAAAUCUGCAUCUUGAAACAUAGAAUGCUGAAUUUACUAACAAACAUGACAAUGGCCAGUUCGAGCAUUAUUAUGGAUUUUAACCAGCGGCCAGCUCAUGCUGCAGGUACUCAUCGUGUGGGCAAUUGCUUAUACUUGUAUUCUAUUCUUGCAAUAAUACUCUCAUGGAGAUUUAAGUAUUCGAGAUGCAGUUCCUCUCAUCUUGAUUAUUGCUACUGAGAUUACGUAACUUGUAGGCCUAGUUUGAGAAAAUAGGUUUAGUAGGCGCAUUAUUUUGGUGUUCGUUCUAAAUAAAGUUAUGUAGGGAGGUUGAUUAUCUGUUUUGUGCAUUGAUGUCAUCCUGAAAAUUUUGACAUCAAUCCCUUAUGUAUACCCAUUUCGUUGCCGUUGAAUAUGUAAUGAUCUGGUGAGUGAAAGUGCUCUUUCGUGGACAACCUUUUUAUUUCUGGUUAAAAGUUAUCGUUCUAUUUGUCA
Molecule: messenger RNA, 3908 nt
Organism: Nicotiana tabacum (common tobacco)
Lineage: Eukaryota; Viridiplantae; Streptophyta; Magnoliopsida; Solanales; Solanaceae
Source: RefSeq, a predicted model, not a curated record